AUGCCGUUGGACAACGACGUGGAUGAAUUCUUUGCAGAGCAAGAAAAGUGUAUGAAUCUACCAGACGAAGACAUGGACGCCUACAUCCGCAUGCGUCUUCAAGGGUGCCACUCAGAACGGUUGAAACGAAAAGGGGUUGAGGGUCAUCAAGAUCCUCCGGAUGAUAAGCGAAUGAGAACAGAAGGAAUGCCCGAUAUAGUUCCUAUUACUUUCACCUGUGUUACUCGGGACCACGACAUUCCGCUACACACGAGCACCCCAGCUUCGACAAUGGCCGAGAAUGUCGCUGGCCAUUUAUCGAACGAUCUUUCACAUGAGGGCGCAAUGUUGCGCAACGCCGUUCUCGAAGUAUCCAAGCCACUGAAUACCAGUGACCUCGGCACGGCUCUCGGUGACAGGACGACCAUGAGGAUGCAACGACAAUCCCAACCGUGUGUACAAGGCCUAGCUAACGCCUCUGCUGUUCUGGACUUCAAGUGCGGGAGCGAAAUGGCAUUUAAUACAUCGCUUUCGCCCAAGGACUCUGCGACAAAACCAAUUCCAGAGGCUACAUCAUCGCAGGAGCAAGAAUUUGAUCUCUCACAUUCUCGUUCACGUUUUAGGGUAGAAAUUCCACAGAUCGUAGAGCUGCCCCACAGCCCAGUCAAUAUUUCCGAAGUCAUUGUACUCAACGUCAUAGAGUCGCCUUCCACUGGGUCGAAGACCUACGUCAUUCCUACAGAAAAGUUGCCCCAUAGGACCCGUGGGAAACGGCCCAGGACCAAUGAAAGCUCAGAUCGAUCACUAAAUAUACCACCACAUCAGUCGAGGGACAGUGACAUUUCACAGAUUGCAUUGCCCUCCCCAGCUACUCUGCCAUCUCCGUCUGAUGUAAGGUUGGUCGCUCGGCCACCAAGUGUCACCGAGAAACGGGAAGUGCAACGAUUAUCGACGCCUUCACCGGGAAUUAAGCCUCCACAAUUGGACACAGACUUGAGCAACAUUACGAGUCCUGGACUCUCCCCUGCUCACGAGAGGUUCCUAAAGAAGGCAGGAUCUGACGUGCCCGAUGCCGAAAAACCGUCAUCUUCUAGAUCGACCUGCACAGCUGCCAAGGUUCGUAGGACCGUGAACAGCAGGCAGAAGGUUGGUUCCACUUCGAAAGGUAGCAAGAAAGGAAAGGAGAAACCUGCACUCGUUACGCCCCUCGAGUACGCUCUGAAGCUGCAGUCCAAUAUGCUUCCUGUCACCCCCAAGACGAGUUAUCUGAUGGGCAAAUGCAUAUUUUAUGUUGGUGGAGAUAUGCAGUACGCUAGUACCAGAACGAGGGGUCGGAUGGAAUAUAUCAUAAAGCAUGGCGGUACUCUAGCUCCUAAGUACGACCAAGCUGUUGUCACCCACAUCGUGACGGAUACGGGCCCUCACAUUACCCUGCGAGCCUUGUCGUUGAAGUCGUUGUCGGAAAUACCUGAUCAUAUCCCUACCGUCACUUGGUCCUGGGUCUUAUCAGGUUAUGGACGCGCAACCAACGGAAACGGGAAGCUAAUUACGGAUAAGAAGGGGAACGGAAAGGCACGGGAUGUGGACGACCGCGAUGAAGAAGAGCAACUCCUCGACUUCGAGUUCAUGCAUGCGGCAUUCCCGCAGCGUAUUGAUGCCGGAAGACAGUGGAAUAAGCAUGCCGGCCGGAAGGCUAAGCAGGGACAACAACCAGGAUCACGCAUUCCGAAUGCCAGUCCGUCAAUUGACGUCAACGAUGACGUCAGCCGUAUCUCCGACUUUUCCCAGGAGAGGCGCAAAGAAGUUGUGGUUGGGUGCUCUGACGUGGCCAAGGUCCUUCCGCCUCCGCCUCUCAAUCUUCAACCCAACGAAAGGCCGUCCCGUAUCAAGAGUGGUCCGCCAGCUAUAUUAUCCACACGGAAAGCUGCGUCUGGUGCACCCGAGGGUGCCGACGACCCUUUGGCAGAAUAUUACGCUCAAGCGAAGGCGCAGCGCGAGGCAGAGUGGACGAUGGAUGAGUCCGAAUCGGACGACGGGGACGAAGGAUUCGAAUUCCGCAAAGAAAAUGUUCAAAGACAGGGUUUUACUUGCGACCAGAAGGAGCCCCAACGAACGACCUGUGCCAACCAAGAUAUUAUCGAAAAGUUAUGGAAAAUGUCGCAUGAGAACUUUGCAUGUAUUCGAGCGCUACGAAAUUAUCCGAAGCAGAUCACCUCUUUCAAUGAAGCUCGUUCUAUUCGUGGUGUGGGUGAGAAGACGGCUCUCAAGAUCAUGGAAAUAAUCAACACCGGUGACUUGAGACGAAUAGAACAUGAGCGGACGGAUGGUGUAGAAGUUACCAGACUUUUUCAGGGUAUUUAUGGUGUCGGUCGCAGCACGGCAUUUGCAUGGUAUGCUAGCGGGCACAGGACGCUUGACGAUAUCAAAGCAAACAGCAAGAGUUUGCGGCUAUCACCGGCGCAAGAGAUUGGCCUGAAGUUCUAUGAUGCACUGGAGAUCGAUAAGAAUUUAUUCAUUGGGAUAAUGGGGAGUUAUCGAAGAGGCAAGGCCGACUGUGGGGAUAUCGAUAUCCUCGCACGUCGAUUCGCCCCCCCUCAAAUCAUUACGACUCACGACAAUACCCUAGGCGUGCUCUCGCGAUUGUUGGACCGCCUCCAGGCGGCCAAGAUCUUGACUGAGGACUUGGCUUUACCGGCCAAUCCGGCGGAACUGGAGCUAACCUACCGGGGCUUGUGCAAACUUCCUGAUCCUGGCGCGAAACGCAGACGAAUUGACAUCUUAUGUGUUCCUUGGAAAAGUAGAGGAGCGGCUCUGCUUUAUUACACGGGCGACGACAUCUUUAACCGCGCGAUGAGGUUAAAGGCCAAUGUGAUGGGCUAUUCACUGAACCAACGUGGGCUCUAUGGUGGGGUCGUACGGGAUCCACAGAACCGACGGGUAAAGCUUUCCGACGCUUACUAUACAGGAAGUAUUAUAGCAUCAGAAACAGAAGAGGAGAUAUUUCAGAUACUUGGCAAGUGA
This is a messenger RNA of Pisolithus orientalis, 3000 nucleotides long. RefSeq lists its product as uncharacterized. Lineage: Eukaryota; Fungi; Basidiomycota; Agaricomycetes; Boletales; Pisolithaceae. Gene Ontology annotation, biological process: double-strand break repair via nonhomologous end joining. Gene Ontology annotation, cellular component: nucleus. The record is from RefSeq and is a predicted model, not a curated record. Gene Ontology annotation, molecular function: DNA-directed DNA polymerase activity; DNA binding. The transcript is spliced from 17 exons. The coding region runs from base 1 to 3000 and encodes 999 amino acids.